This is a messenger RNA of Aspergillus puulaauensis, 924 nucleotides long. Its product is annotated as urease accessory protein UreD. Gene Ontology annotation, molecular function: nickel cation binding. The transcript has a single exon. The record is from RefSeq and is a predicted model, not a curated record. Bases 1 to 924 code for a protein of 307 amino acids. NCBI's taxonomy places the organism in Eukaryota, Fungi, Ascomycota, Eurotiomycetes, Eurotiales, Aspergillaceae.
AUGGUCAAUGCGGCGUCGCGAGAACCACAGCUCGGGAUCGGCAAUCUUGAAGUUCACUCCUUCUGUGGCUCUUCGUCCAUAUCCUCGUUUUCCUCGACAUAUCCGCUGAAGCUCGUGUCCCCGCCAUGCCGACCAACUAGUCAGGCCGCCCUCGCCUUCAUGAUGAGUUAUGGAGGGGGGCUUGUCGCCGGCGACAGAGUGGAGUUAACAGUCACUGUCCAGCGCAAGGCGCGCCUAGCUCUCCUCACACAAGGGAGCACAAAGGUGUACAAGACGCCGUCGAGGUCAAUACGUUCACGCCAGGACCUCACGGUUAGAUUAGAUGACGGCGCGGCGCUGGUUCUGUUGCCGGAUCCAUUGCAGCCAUUCAAAGAUAGCGCACAUGAGCAAUGUCAGAUAUUCCAUGUUAGGCCUUCAUCCAGUGUGCUCGUCCUGGAUUGGGUUUCCGCCGGGCGGGCGGCGAGAGGAGAAGAAUGGCAAUUCUUCGAAUGCAAGACGCGAAAUGACAUUUGGGCUCUCCCGGACACGGAUAGUGGAUUUAAAGAGAAACUUUUGAUUCGUGAUAGUCUGGUUUUGAAAGAUGCAUCCGCCUGUUCUCAUUUUCGCGACGAGAUGGAUGACCUGGGCAUCUUUGGCACCCUCAUCAUUCGGGGGCCCAUGUUUCAUGCUCUUGGUGACUUCUUCAUCGCAGAAUUCUCGCGUCUUCCUCGCAUUGGGCCAAAUGGGCAAAGAGUCGAAGAAGAUGGCUUGCACUCGGACGGAUCUGUCAAGGCCUGGACAGCCGCCCGCAUACGGGGAUCUGUAGUUGUCAAGUUUGGAGCGCAGGAAGUCGAUGCCGCGAGACACUGGUUGAGAGACAUGCUGAUGAAAGAGGGAACUGUGGCGAAGGAAUUUGGCAUAAAGUCACUGCUGUGUUUACAAUAA